This is a messenger RNA of Cynara cardunculus var. scolymus (artichoke), 1485 nucleotides long. RefSeq names its product piriformospora indica-insensitive protein 2-like. Gene Ontology annotation, molecular function: protein binding. The coding region runs from base 1 to 1485 and encodes 494 amino acids. The record is from RefSeq and is a predicted model, not a curated record. Gene Ontology annotation, cellular component: plasma membrane. The transcript has a single exon. Lineage: Eukaryota; Viridiplantae; Streptophyta; Magnoliopsida; Asterales; Asteraceae.
AUGGCUUCCUUUUCUUUUCUUCUUCUUGUUUUGCUUCAUGCACUUAUGGCUUUCACUACUGCCUUUGCAUAUUCAGAGGGUGUGAGCAUGGAAGAUGGUGAGCUUUUAGGGCUUUUUGAGGUAAUGGGUUCACUCUUGGCUGAUCCCACGUGGGCCCAGGUGCACCCACAGCCAUGCACAGAGACACCAUGGCCUGGUGUUCAGUGUGAGCUUAUGGUUCAAGAAGAUGGUGGUGGUGGUGAUGAUCAACAAGAUUACAACCCUACAAUCUUUCAUGUGACCAAGAUUCAUAUUGGCACGGACGUCCUCACCCCACCCUGCAAACCCACUGCCACUUUGUCUCCAAAAGCUCUGCUUAAGCUUCCAUAUCUCAAGACUCUAUCUCUUUUCAACUGUUUCACUGAGUCACCAUUCUUUCUCUCUUCAUCCCUCUUUGAAAACAACUCUCUCUCAUCUUUAGAGCAUUUAGCACUUGUCUCAAACCCUAGUCUCCAUGGCAGUAUCCCUUCAAGUUUAGGUCACAUUCAGGGCUUAAAGAUCCUCUCCCUUUCACAAAACAACUUAACUGGUGAAAUCCCAGAUGAGAUUUGUGGGCUGGUGAAUCUCCAAGAGCUUGACCUCAGCUACAACCAGAUCACUGGCUCAGUCCCUCAAGAAAUUGGAUCCCUGACAAGUUUGACCAUCUUUGACCUUAGCUACAACAUGCUGCAAGCCCAACUGCCAUCUUCUUUUGGUCAACUUCAGUCUCUUCAAAAGAUUGACCUGGGAUCCAAUGACCUUACUGGAAGGAUACCUCAGGAACUUGGAAAUUUGAGCAAGUUGGUGUUGUUAGAUCUGAGUCAUAACUCUCUAAGUGGGCCAUUGCCUGAAUCUUUAGCAGGUCUGAAGAUGGUAGAGUAUUUGGUCAUUCAAGACAACCCUAUAAACACAGGUAUGCCCUUGUUCAUUGGGUCACUGGGUACCCUUAAAGUUUUGAGCUUUUCAAGAUGUGGGUUGAUGGGACCAAUCCUAACUUCUUUGUCAAAAUUAAAGAAUCUGACUGCUUUGUCUCUUGACAACAACAGACUCAAUGGGACUGUCCCUUCAAACAUAGGGUCACUCCAAAGUCUUGAACAAUUAAACCUGAGUCAAAACCAACUCAGUGGAGACCUGGUGGUCUCAGAUGAGUUCAUAAGUAGGGUUGGUAAGAGGCUUGAUAUCAUUGGAAACAGUGGGCUUUGCAUAAAGAACACUACUUCUUCCAGUACUGAAGUGAAAAGCCCUAAUUCUUGUGUUAAUGCAAGAAGUAGGACUGGUGGAAAUAAGAGCUCAUGGGAUGAAGAAGAAGAAGAAGAAGAUGAAGAUGAUUCAGAGGAAUGUGGAGAUCUGAACACAAGUUUACACCAAAGAAAUAGGUGUUCAAGGAACCAUGAUCAUCAUGGAUAUGGGUUGAAUCAGAUGUUUUUGUUAAUGGCUUUUUUUGAUAUUUUAGGGUUCUUAGUUUAG